AUGCUCUUAGGCGGGGCGAUGGCGAAGAUCAGGGUGGCUUACGAGUACACCGAAGCCGAGGACAAAAGCAUCCGGCUGGGCUUGUUCCUGAUCGUCUCCGGCAUCGUGUCGCUUUUCAUCCUGGGCUUCUGCUGGCUCAACCCGGCCCUGCAGGACUUGCAAGGCAAAGCGGCCAACUGCACCGUGCUGUCGGUGCAGCAGAUCAGCGAGUUCUUCGAGUGCACCUUCACGUGCGGCGCCGACUGCAAGGGCACCUCCCUGUACCCCUGCCUCCAGAUCUACGUCAACAACUCCGAGUCCAACGCCCGGGCGCUGCUGCACCAGGACGAGCACCAGCUCCUCACCAACCCCAAGUGUUCAUAUAUCCCUCCCUGUGAAAGAGAGAAUGAGAAGAACUCUGACAUUGUAACACACUGGCAGGUCUACUGGGAGGAUGAAGUUGGCUCUCAACCUUUCACAUGUUACUUCAAUCAACACCUUAGACCGGACGACGUCCUGUUACGGCGCACGCACGACGAGUCGGUCCUUUUGCACUGCUUCCUUUGGCCGGUGGUUACGUUCCUGGUUGGAGUCCUCAUUGUGGUUCUGACCAUAUGCGCAAAGAGCUUGGCCGUCAAAGCAGAAGCAAUAAAGAAGCGGAAGCACUCCUAAGCGGAAGAGUCCCUGGCAGGGGAGUGGAGGGAUUUGGGAGGGGAGGCAGAAGUGCCAAACGCAAUUGACAGGCGCUUCUUGGGUGCCUCCCAGCAAUGCCCAUUCCCAGUGUAUUGCCAGCUGCUGGUCUUGCUCUUGCCUGACGAUUAAUCUUAGGUGACCACGCUGUGAAAUGUUAAGUAGCUGCUUCUGCCACUAUGAAAGCAAACGUGUCUAUUCCACCAAAUGAUCCUAAGCUGCACCAAACUGGCUGUACUGCAUUAAUAAUACCUGAACGAUGGCUCUUUUCUCCAGGUCUCCGAUGGACUGAAGGACAGUUUCUAAAAAAAAGAAAAGAAAAAAGUGUGGUUGAUUUCAUCUUAGCAAAACUAUCUUUCUUAACAUUAUUAUUUAGUAUUUAUUUAUUAUUUCCUUUCUCAUAGACUGUAUUUCUGAACUAUUAAAA
Molecule: messenger RNA, 1096 nt
Organism: Elgaria multicarinata webbii
Lineage: Eukaryota; Metazoa; Chordata; Lepidosauria; Squamata; Anguidae
Gene: KCNMB4
Product: potassium calcium-activated channel subfamily M regulatory beta subunit 4
Exons: 3
Coding region: 1-651 (216 amino acids)
Biological process (GO): potassium ion transport; detection of calcium ion
Cellular component (GO): membrane; voltage-gated potassium channel complex
Molecular function (GO): calcium-activated potassium channel activity; potassium channel regulator activity
Source: RefSeq, a predicted model, not a curated record